Messenger RNA from Parascedosporium putredinis, 1554 nucleotides. The record is from the annotation of a GenBank genome assembly. Lineage: Eukaryota; Fungi; Ascomycota; Sordariomycetes; Microascales; Microascaceae.
AUGCGCUACUCCACUUUUAGUGCUUCGUCGCAGAGGACUGGGCACACGAGCAACAAAGACAUGCCUCAGCGCAAGAAGUCGACAAUACGAGUGCUUGAUAAUGGCGCAAGGGGAUACCGCGAUACUAAUGUUCAACGACAGGAUCCCUCGGCGCUGAACCGUGUAGCCAAAGAUGACGAACCGAAGCGCUCGGCCUCUUUGCCGAUUACCGAAUACGACCGGGCCUUGCGAUCCCAUUCCGUUGGGAUUGAUGACAUCACAGCUAUUGAGAGUGCGCGCAAUUCUCUUCACGUUGACUACAACUUUACGAGACGGAGGGCAGCCACCACAAACAGCCAGCUGUACGCCCCGCAGCGAAGCCGGGAGACCGAGUUAGCUGGUCUAUCCCCUCGGCCUGCCAGCACACACGGCCGCAGCACACGAGCUCCGGGUGAUGUGGAUGAUCCCGAGGAGAUUGGUCGCGCCAUUACCAGUGAUAUGGUGGGCUUCCGCCGGCGCUCAAGGAGCUUGUCUGGCCUUCACGACAUCGAAGUGUCUCAAAUGGCCGAGGGCCGUCGGCGCAGUGACGAAAUUCGGUACUGGAGGGAAAGCUACGACCCUGGCUUCAUGUCGCCCCUCUCGUCCAAUGCGCCCGAGGGAGAUGACACGGGCGUGGUCUCGCCUUUUCAUUUUGGGACGCUGGACAAGAUGAACGAGAUGGCCGGCAUGAAGAUUACCCACGCCGCCACCCUCGAGGGUCGUAUCGGCGGUCUAGAGACACGGAUGUACAGAAUGGAGAAGGCGGUCGCGAAGCUCUACCAGCCUCCCCACGGCGCGGAACCGGUUUCCGACCUUGGAGAGAUGCCCCGGGAUGCGUCGGAUGUGUCGGCCACUUACACAGGGACGACGGCCCCAUUUGCGUCAUCUUUAUAUCAAACGACAUCGCAUGAAGAAUCGUACGACAAUCUGGCCUCAUCUAUCGACUCCCGCUCGUCCGUGGAUGAACCGGUGGGGUUUUCCGGGUCUCUCCACCCCCUCCAUAUCGUCGGGUCGCACGGCGCGGAACUCAACGGUAACCCCACGGCCGACCAAUAUGCAACACUCCUGGCAAUUGUCGAGUCGGAGCGUUCCACGCGCAAAGCUCUGGAGGUUCGGGUCAAGAAGCUCUCACGAACCCUCCACAUCAUGGCAGCGCAGUCGGGUAUCCAUAUCGAGUUUGAUGAACCGAUGACGUCUCGAUCGCUUGGUGGCCAGUCAGCGUUUGACGAUGACUCGAGUGAGGAAGAUGAUGGCGAGCAAGUCAGCGGUCCUAGGAGUCGAACGGUGUCGCCUAAGAGAUGGUCAGCUAGACCGCAAGACUCGGGUAUCGUGGCGGGACACGGGGACACGGAUGAGGAGACGCAAUCCGAAAUAUACGAGACUCCCGCGGAGGACAAGGCUCUCGGGUUCGGGGCGUUUGGGGAAGAGUUGCGGGAUGAUGAGGGCGAGGGAAACCGGAAGAAAGCGGCAAGAACUCUUUCGUUAAGCCAACUUACCGUUAACCGAAACCAACGCAACGCCCCACUACCUGUAUAG